AUGGUGAUCCGACUCCGCCUCGCACGCUUCGGCCGUCGGCACGCGCCCGUCUACAACAUCGUCGUCUGCCACGCACGAACCGCCCGAAACUCCAAGCCGAUAGAAGUCAUCGGCACUUACGACCCCAUAGCGAAGCCGCCGAUCGACGGUGCUGGAAAGCCGGUGAAGGAUAUACAACUGGAUACGACGCGAGCGAAGUAUUGGUUAGGUGUGGGCGCGCAGCCGAGUGAUACGGUCUGGCGAUUAAUGUCGAUGUUCGGCUUGAUUGAACCGCAGUGGCAGAUACAGAGGAUUUUGGCUGCCGGGAAGGAGGAGAUGGUUCGGAGUCGGAAGCCGAAGCUGCAGGAGAAUUUGAACGAGACGGUGGAGACGACAGUAAAGCCAAAGGAGGCGACGCAGUAG
Tricharina praecox is the source of this 402-nucleotide messenger RNA. RefSeq names its product ribosomal protein S16 domain-containing protein. Gene Ontology annotation, molecular function: structural constituent of ribosome. The record is from RefSeq and is a predicted model, not a curated record. Gene Ontology annotation, biological process: mitochondrial translation. Gene Ontology annotation, cellular component: ribosome; mitochondrial small ribosomal subunit. The transcript has 3 exons. Lineage: Eukaryota; Fungi; Ascomycota; Pezizomycetes; Pezizales; Pyronemataceae. The coding region runs from base 1 to 402 and encodes 133 amino acids.